UAAAAUAACUGACAAUAUGUGACAGGACUUAUAAGUACCCCGUCACAUGAUUCAGGAAAGCCUCACCCGAAGAUGCAUGGUGGCUUCAAGGAAGUGGUACAUGUCAUAUGACCAAAACAAAAAUAGCCAUUCUUCCGGGGAUGAUAACUUGAGCGGUUUCAAAGUCUGUUUCUGUACUGUAUCCCUAUUACAAGGGAGGUGAGAAGAGACCGUGUGGAGAGUGUGUUGGGGGGAUGGAGGAGUUUCCAGUGAGGACGGUGGAGGGGCUGUGUCUAGGCACCAGCUUGGCCAUAUCAGGCCUCUUCUUCUACAUCUACAGGAAAAAGAGGAAAUCGGUGGACAAGCUCAAUGAGGCACCCCACAUUAAUUUGGAUGGGAAACUGGCAGACCUUUUGAAUGUGACACCAGGAAAGUGUCUGCAGUAUGUUGUCAUCGAAGGAGCAGUGCAGCCUGUGGGGGAGCCUCUAAGGAGUCAGUACCAGGAAGGCAGCGUAGGGGUAGUGCAGAAACUCAUGCUAAGGGAACACAAGCUGGUGUGGAACAGCCUGGCCCACACCUGGAUGGACAGUGAGUGCGUGCUGCACCAGAGAGUGAAUACUGUGCCCUUCAGCCUGGUGGGGUCGGACCAGGCCAACGUGAGGGUGCUGUGUCCCCUGGAGGCCUCAGAGCUGAAGAUGGAGAUCCUCCAUGAGAAGUUCCACCAGGCCACCUACGGUUUCACCGACAUCGUCGGACAGUACCUCAGUGGAGAGAAGCCCAAAGGCCAGCUGGAGACUGAGGAAAUGCUCAAGGUUGGCGCUACUCUUACAGGUGUAGGCGAGCUCAUCCUGGACACGGACCGGGUGCUGAAGCUCCGCCCGCCCACCGACGGCUCAGAGUACUUCCUAAGCACAGCAGACUUUGAGACCCUGCGGCUGGAGCAGGAAGACCAGGCGGUGGUCUGGCGGGUCCUGGCCUCUGUGUUCGCCCUGGCCGGGGCCGCCGUCCUCCUCUGGGUGGGCUGCCGCUACUACCGCAGCCUGAGGGUCUGCUGGGAACAGGAACGUCUGAAGAGGGAGUUUGAGACACUGGGCGCCGGGGGGUCUGGGGCUACACAACAGGGGUCUAGGGAGCAGGAGACGCCCCUGGAGAAUGACUGUGUGAUCUGCCUGACCCAGCUCCGUAGCUGUGUGCUACUGGACUGUGGGCACGUGUGCUGCUGCUACAGCUGCUACCAGGCCCUGCCUCAGCCCAUCUGCCCCAUAUGCCGGCAGGCCAUCAACAGAGUGGUGCCCCUCUACCAGGCAUGAAGCCCAGCCAGGGAGAACAAAUCAAAAUCAAAUGUUAUUUGUCUCAUACACAUGUUUAGCAGAUGUUAUUGCGGGUAUAGCGAAAUGCUUGUGUUCGUAGCUCCAACAGUGCAGCAAUAUCUAACAAUUCACAAUAAUACACACA
This is a messenger RNA of Oncorhynchus mykiss (rainbow trout), 1434 nucleotides long. RefSeq names its product mitochondrial ubiquitin ligase activator of nfkb 1-A. The record is from RefSeq and is a predicted model, not a curated record. Lineage: Eukaryota; Metazoa; Chordata; Actinopteri; Salmoniformes; Salmonidae. Gene Ontology annotation, molecular function: ubiquitin-protein transferase activity. Gene Ontology annotation, biological process: protein ubiquitination; organelle organization.